AUGUGUAUGGCUACGAUAGUUGACAAAAUUAAAGGAAAUAAAUUGUACAAAGAAAAAGCUCUGCCGGCCAUCAAGCGCGGCGUCCUCUGGCAGCAGCGCGAGCGCCUGUGGAGCCGCUGGAAGGAGCGCUACUUCGUGCUGACCAGCGACUACCUGCACUGCUUCAAGCGGCGCGCGGCCGGCGACGGCCUGUCGCAGAUGGGGCACUUCAUCUUCAAGAUCCGGCUGGUGGACCUGGACGCCGUGGAGUGGGUGAACAGGCGCAGCUACAGCGUGGUGGCCCUCAGCACCAGGGACAGGCCGCGCGUGCUGCUCAGGGCCGCCCACGGCCUCGAGGACUGGUUCGAGCUGCUCGAGGAGUGCACCAUGGCGAGCAAGGAGCGGCGGCGAGCGCUGUACGAGAGACACCCCGUGGACUGGAAGCACUCCCUGCAGCGAGAGGGUUCGCAGCUGUCCAUGUCCCCCGGCGUAGAGGUGCUGCUCCGGCGGCGUCUCGAGGAGCACGAGCACCAGGAGCGCGAGCGGGAGCGGGACCAGGAGCGGGAGCGCGAGCGAGAGCGAAGCCGGGAGCAGGAGGAGGACGACUGGCGGCCGCAGCAGCUCCAUCAGCGUAGACAACACAAUCGGUCGGCGGCUGACGGGCUGAGCUGGCGAUCGAGGGACUAUCGCCACACCCAAGUGUAACCCUCCGCGGGCCGUACCUCCACGGUCAACGUGCUACGGGAGGAUCUCGCCAACCUCAUGUCAGAGUGUACUUCGCAGCAGGCGACCACACAACUCAAAUAGAUGGAUCCCUUCCACUGUUCGGCGGGAACUUGAUACAUAACUACUUCUACUAAUAUGCUUUUCGUCAACGUUUCACAGUGGGUGGAUCCUUCACCCGGCGGCAAUUUGAGUCGGUGCAAGUCUGAUGAAACGCUUGGUGGCGAAAGAGACUGUAAUUGUGAUAAUCUCAGCAACAUGACCAAAUGCAUUUCUUGUCAAUGAAAAACGUACUUCUUACAUAGUGUACAUACCUACAUCACGCAUUUGACUUUUCCUUCGUCAAAAUGCAAUCUAUUGUUAUGUGUUGUGUAUAGAUGUAAUUUUGAAAAAAUAUAAUAAACAAUUUAUUUACCUGUGUA
Molecule: messenger RNA, 1124 nt
Organism: Frankliniella occidentalis (western flower thrips)
Lineage: Eukaryota; Metazoa; Arthropoda; Insecta; Thysanoptera; Thripidae
Product: RNA-binding protein 25
Exons: 6
Coding region: 1-684 (227 amino acids)
Biological process (GO): actin cytoskeleton organization
Cellular component (GO): plasma membrane
Source: RefSeq, a predicted model, not a curated record